Messenger RNA from Thamnophis elegans (Western terrestrial garter snake), 3987 nucleotides. RefSeq names its product atlastin GTPase 3 (gene ATL3). The transcript is spliced from 13 exons. Gene Ontology annotation, biological process: endoplasmic reticulum organization; protein homooligomerization. The coding region runs from base 93 to 1661 and encodes 522 amino acids. NCBI's taxonomy places the organism in Eukaryota, Metazoa, Chordata, Lepidosauria, Squamata, Natricidae. The record is from RefSeq and is a predicted model, not a curated record. Gene Ontology annotation, molecular function: GTPase activity; GTP binding.
CGGGAGGCGGCGGCUGCAGAUCGGUGUCAUUCCUUCGGCUGCGGCGUUAGCAUCGGGGGCUCAUCAGGCUGGAGCUGGCCGGAGGAGAUGCCAUGGUGGGAACUAAGCCGGGUCCGGUCCAGAUCGUCCUGGUUCACAAAGAAGAACAUUCCUUUGAGUUGGACGAGAAGGCCUUGAGCCAAGUCCUCCUUCAAGAUGCCAUCCGUGAUCUUGACGUGGUGGUUGUGUCCGUAGCGGGCGCUUUCCGUAAGGGAAAGUCCUUCCUGCUGGACUUCCUUCUGCGUUACCUCUACACACAGAAAGAAGACAUCAACAAUGAUUGGCUGGGGGUGGAGAAUGAGCCCUUGACGGGAUUUUCGUGGCGGGGGGGCUCCGAUCCCGAGACCACCGGCAUUCAGAUCUGGAGCGAAGUCUUCAUCGUGAUGAAGCCGAGCGGGAAGAAGGUUGCUGUUGUGCUGAUGGACACCCAGGGGGCCUUUGACAGUCAGUCCACCGUCAAAGACUGCGCCACCAUUUUUGCCCUCAGCACCAUGACCAGUUCCGUUCAGAUUUACAACUUGUCCCAAAACAUCCAAGAAGAUGACCUCCAGCAGCUGCAGCUCUUUACCGAAUACGGGCGUCUGGCCAUGGACGAAAUCUUUCUGAAGCCAUUCCAGACGCUGAUGUUCCUGGUGCGAGAUUGGAGUUUCCCAUACGAGUAUGACUACGGCUUGGACGGGGGCAUGAGUUUCCUGGAUAAACGCCUGGAGGUGAAAUCUCACCAGCACGAAGAGAUCCAGAACGUUCGCAAACAUAUCCACUCCUGCUUCACCAAUGUCAACUGUUUCCUCUUACCUCACCCGGGACUCAAAGUGGCCACCAGCCCAAAUUUUGAUGGCCGUCUGAACGACAUCUCCAACGAAUUCAAGGACCAGCUGAAGCAGUUGAUUCCGUUUGUCCUGGAUCCUAGUCAGCUCUUAGAAAAGGAGAUCAACGGCUCGAAAGUAACUUGCCGAGGCCUCUUGGAGUAUUUCAAGGCUUAUAUCAAGAUCUACCAGGGGGAAGAUUUGCCACACCCCAAAUCCAUGUUGCUGGCCACAGCUGAAGCCAACAAUCUGGCUGCUGUCGCUUCGGCCAAAGACCUGUAUUACAGCAGCAUGGAAAAGAUCUGCGGCGGAGACAAACCUUAUGUGGCCCCCGAAUUGCUGGAGGCGAAGCACCAGGAGCAGAACUCGCGGGCUCUGGAGCACUUCCGCCGCAUCAAGAAGAUGGGCGGCCGGGAGUUCAGCCAACGUUACGAGGACGAGUUGGCGCAGGAGCUGAGCGACCUCUUUGUAGACCUGGCCAAGCAUAACCAGAGCAAGAACAUCUUCAACACUUUCCGGACGCCCGCCAUCCUCUUCGGCAUCAUCGUGGUGCUCUACGUAAUCUCUGGGAUCUCCGAGUACAUUGGACUGAGCUUGAUUGCCCAGUUGUGCAACUUAAUAGUAGGGCUGUUGCUCCUUUCCCUGCUAGCCUGGGGCUACAUCCGCUACUCGGGCGAAUACCGCGAACUGGGCAUUGUGAUUGACAACACGGCGGAGUUCGUGAUGGAGAAGAUACGGGCUAUGCGGUCUCCUGUCCAUGCAGCCCCCUCCAGAGAGCAGCCCCCGUCCCCACCACCGCAGAAGAAGUCUCAGUGAACCAGGCGAACUCCCAAGACAUCAUCCUUGAUGGUGGAAACCGUCGGCUUUCCGAUCCAGGAAUCGCUUCUGCAGAGCUUCUUCAUAGACAGCUUUUAAGUCGGGGGGGGGGGGGGGAUCUCUGCUCCAUUCUUCCCGCUCACCUUCCUUUGAUGGACCCCCCCCUCCUCUGGGUUUUUUUCUUUUUUUCAUUUCCCCUCCCCUCCCUUCAAGAAAGAAACCUUCUGCACUUUAAAUGGGGAAACGAAACAGCCGCUCGAAAACCAUUUCCAUGCCAGCCAGUGCCUUCCGUGACGAAAAGGAAAAAAAAAAAUCAACCCCACUGUCGUUUCAGCUGCCGGCGUUUGUUUUCGAAGUUUGUCGGUUGUACCAAGGAGAAGAUGCCAACUCCCCUUCCCCCACCCCCACCCCAAAAAAAGCUUUCCCCGGCCCUCCCCAGGCAUCGACCUCGGAGUGCCUAAAUUACCCAGCUUUUCUUUUGGUGAAAGUUUGGCCAAACUUCGAAAGAAUUCUGCUGAAGGGCCCCGGCGGGCCUAGCCAAAUCGUUAAAAGAAAAUUAGGAAAGCUAUUUUAUUUUCAGUGCCUUUUCAAAACUGGACAGUGCCUGCUUCGACACCGAGAGGAAUUGCGUCCAGCCAGCAGCUCCACUGCCUUAGAAAGACGUCUCAGGAAGCUCGGAAUUUGAGGGAGAAACGAGAGGCCGUUGGCGCGUUAAACAUCUCCCGCAUCGCCGCCAGUGUCUCUGUAUCUCUCUCUCUCGCUUUCGGUACGACGUGGUGUCCGCUUCGUUUUGGUUCUUGUAAUUCACCUUGUACCGCCGGGACGUCGAAAUGUGAGGGGGAAUCUCCUUAGCGGCCCCGCUUGGAUCUCUUUGGGAUCUCCGUCCAGAUCGGGGGGUGAGCCGUGCGGGACGUCGGGAGUUUUCCAAGGGUAGUCAAGACAUUGUUCCUUGAAUGCGGUGCCGGCGUUUGCAUCUGUGUAUACCCCACUCUUAGGUUUACUGGGUUGAGACGUAACCAGUAGCGUUGCCCUUACUUACUGGUAUGGAGAAUUCACCCUCCCCCCUCCUUUCCCCCCCCUGCUUUUCCCAAGCUUGUGAGGGUGAAUGGUCUUGGUCUCCUCUCUGUCUCUGAAGGCUGUUUCCCCAUUCUCAGCCACGCUGUUUAACGUCCGACUGUUUCUCCUUCUUCGUCACCCACCAAAUCAACCUUGGGAUGAUUCAUAAAAACUCCGUAGCAGGGUAUGUGCCCCACAGCUGGCAAACUUGUCCAAAGCUCUGGGCGCCACCGGGACCCUCUGUUUCCUCCCCCCGUCUCCUGCUCGGAAACCCUUAUAUAGGCCUCGCACCAAAAAUUAUUAUUACUCCGCUCCAAGCUUUGAAUCAUUCUAGCCUCCCUCAAUCACUACGGCUUCUCCAGAGGGUGAGGAUAGCUUUAUGUAUUCUUCAAGGUGCCUUUUUUUCCUUUUUAACCUUUUUUUGCCUUAUUUUUGCUGCUGGAGUCUCGCUUGAUCGCAAAGCACGAAGGUUAAGUCUUUUGGGCCAUUAGAAAGCAAGGAGCAAAAACUCGGUAGAGUUUUUUCCUGGCUUAUGCUCACGAUCGCCCUCUGGUGGCCAUUCCUUUCACAGCAAGUCUUAUUUUCACAAGAGGUUUUUUGUCGUUGCUGCAUUCUACCUCUUUUUUUUGUUUUGUGUUGUUUUGUUUAUGGGAAUUGUCACCCCCCACAACAUCACAGGCCUCUAAGCUCCCAAAUGCAGCUUUGUUUUCUCCGGGGAAGAGCAAAAUCUCUGAUCUCUCAAAUGCCAACUUUUUCAACGUUGGGGUUUUGCGCCUAGAAUGAGCUAGUUUAGGUGAUUCUUUAUUUUGUACCUGACACAGCUGAGUGUGGAAUCUAAAGUCUGGUAGGAAGACACCGAUCCUUCUGGGCUGCGCUGGGAAACCGUACGGAGAAAAUGCAGGGCCGGGUUUUCUUUCAAAGGGUUGAGUGGAAAUUGGAGAGCUGUGUUCGUGUUCGAGGGGACAAUUCCCAGAAUUCCCUUUGGCCGUGGCUCCUUGGAAUUCUGGGAGUUGCAGUCCAAGACACCCAGAGAGAUAUGUGUAGGGUGGGGGGGCGGGUGAGGGGGGAAAGGGAGUGGAUGCUUCUCUCCCGGCUGUUUCCGCCUUUCGCUGUUUUCAGAACUCUUUUUGACAACUUUGUCGGUCACAAAGUUUCCCCCCUGUGGACCAAUGUGGUCAGGAUGUUGAUGCUGAAUUAUAUUUAUAAAGCACAAAAGAAAGCAUUCCACUUUGCAACUGCGAAAAUAAAAGACUGGUAUACUGAAAUGGUG